Molecule: messenger RNA, 4968 nt
Organism: Saimiri boliviensis boliviensis (Bolivian squirrel monkey)
Lineage: Eukaryota; Metazoa; Chordata; Mammalia; Primates; Cebidae
Gene: SLC9A5
Product: solute carrier family 9 member A5
Biological process (GO): potassium ion transmembrane transport; sodium ion import across plasma membrane; regulation of intracellular pH
Cellular component (GO): plasma membrane
Molecular function (GO): sodium:proton antiporter activity; potassium:proton antiporter activity
Source: RefSeq, a predicted model, not a curated record
CCGCCUUCGAGAAGGAACCGAGGGCGGGAGGCUCUCUUCGGUCUGACGGUAGUGAAGCUGUGUUCUCUUUGAGGGGUGUUAGGACAGUUGGGGGAGAAGUUUCUUUAGAUAGUGGCCGGCCAGGUCUCUCUCAGUUGAGGGACAGGAUAAUCCUCAUUCCUUCCAUUUGAGGGAUGAGUGCUUGUGGUUUCCUCAUUUGGGGAAAGCAGUGAGUGGGGGGGUCCCUUCAAUUUUGAGCAAGAAGUGAGAAUAGAUUCCACUCAGUUUGAAGGAAGAGGUGGGAUCAGUUCCCUUUAGUUGUGGGAGGAUGAGGGAAGGAUGCCCUUCAGUUUUCUGGGAAACGAUUGGGAUGAGUCAGUUUGAGGGGGCAGAUAGAACACGUUCUCCUCAGAUUUGGUGAAAAAGUGGGAUGGGUGCCCCUCAGCUUCAAUGAAAAGUGGAGACAGGCCUCCUCUGGUGCGAGAUGAGCCGAAUGCCCCUCAGAUUUGGAAAAGGCUGGGUGCAUCCCGCCUAGUUUGAAGGGAAUCAGUAGGCUGGGUUUGCCAUAGGUUCCUGUCAGCUUCGUGGAAGAGAUGAGACAGUUCCCUGUAGUGUGAUUGAAAGGGAGAGCCAGGUGCCUCUCAGUUUGGGAGAUGAAGAACAGUCUUCCUCUUCCCCUGGAAUGAGCUGGGCCAGUCUGGGCCUUGGGGUUUCUGGGGACGUCGGGGGCGGCGUUGUCCAUCACUGCUUUGGGGGAACGUCCAGUGCGCGUGCGCAGCUCAGGUCCGCGUUGGGGCCGGCUGGGGGUCCCGGGCUUGGGAGCGCGGCGCCGAGGGCGGCAGAGCACGGUCCCCUGCAGUCUGCACCCGGCCGCGCCUGGGCCCCAGACGAGGGUUGCUAGCCGCCCCGCGGCGCUGGCCGAGGAGUAGCCGUGCCCCUCCCGUCCUGACCGCGUCCCCCGGCGGACCGUCGCCCUUCCCACUGCGGGCUGCCCCGGGGGGUCGUGACCGCGCACCUCUCUGAAUCCGGUGGCGGCGGUAUUGCGGGAGCAGACUCGGAGGAGUAGGUUGUGGAACUUGGGGGAGAGCUGCACUGGGGAAUUUCCGGAGCUGGAACUGAUUUAGGGAGGAAGGAGGCCGGGGUCCCAGACUACGGGCGUCCGGGGCAGGGUCUCCGAGCCCGGACCGGGCUUGGGGGCAUCGGAGCCGGGAUUGGGGGGAGCGGGGCCCACGUGCCUGUGACGCGGGGGCGCCCGGUAGGUGGCGGCGGCGACGCGGGGCCGGCGGCCGUGCGGUGCCGGGAGGGCGGCUGGGCAGAAGACAGGAUGCUGCGUGCCGCACUGUCCCUGCUCGCGCUGCCCCUGGCGGGGGCGGCCGAACACCCCACCCGGAAGCCAGAGUCCCCGGGGGAGCCUCUCCCAGGCUUGGAGCUCUUCCGCUGGCAGUGGCACGAGGUCGAGGCGCCCUACCUGGUAGCCCUGUGGAUCCUGGUGGCCAGCUUGGCCAAAAUCGUGUUUCACCUGUCUCGGAAAGUAACAUCUCUGGUCCCUGAGAGCUGCCUGCUGAUUUUGCUGGGCCUGGUGCUAGGGGGCAUUGUUUUGGCUGUGGCCAAGAAAGCUGAGUACCAGCUGGAGCCGGGUACCUUCUUCCUCUUCCUGCUGCCUCCUAUUGUGUUGGACUCGGGCUAUUUCAUGCCUAGCAGGCUGUUCUUUGACAACUUGGGUGCCAUCCUUACCUAUGCCGUGGUAGGCACACUCUGGAAUGCCUUCACAACAGGUGCUGCCCUCUGGGGCUUGCAGCAGGCUGGACUUGUGGCCCCUAGGGUGCAGGCUGGCUUACUGGACUUCCUGCUGUUUGGGAGCCUCAUCUCGGCGGUGGACCCCGUGGCAGUGCUAGCUGUCUUUGAGGAGGUGCACGUCAAUGAGACUCUCUUCAUCAUCGUCUUUGGCGAGUCCCUGCUCAACGAUGCAGUCACCGUGGUGCUGUACAAGGUCUGCAACUCCUUUGUGGAGAUGGGUUCUGCCAACGUGCAGGCCACUGACUACCUGAAGGGAGUCGCCUCCCUGUUUGUGGUCAGUCUGGGCGGGGCAGCCGUGGGCUUAGUCUUUGCCUUCCUCCUGGCCCUGACCACACGCUUCACCAAGCGGGUCCGCAUCAUCGAGCCGCUGCUGGUCUUCCUCCUCGCCUAUGCAGCCUACCUCACUGCUGAAAUGGCCUCGCUCUCCGCCAUUCUUGCGGUGACCAUGUGUGGCCUGGGCUGUAAGAAGUACGUGGAGGCCAACAUCUCCCAUAAGUCACGCACGACUGUCAAAUAUACCAUGAAGACUCUAGCCAGCUGUGCUGAGACUGUCAUCUUCAUGCUGCUUGGCAUCUCAGCUGUGGACUCUUCUAAGUGGGCCUGGGAUUCUGGGCUGGUGCUGGGCACCCUCAUCUUCAUCCUGUUCUUCCGAGCCCUCGGCGUAGUCCUGCAGACCUGGGUGCUGAAUCAGUUCCGGCUAGUCCCUCUGGACAAGAUUGACCAAGUGGUGAUGUCUUAUGGGGGCCUGCGGGGGGCUGUGGCCUUUGCUCUCGUCAUCCUACUGGAUAGGACCAAGGUCCCUGCCAAGGACUACUUUGUAGCCACCACUAUUGUGGUGGUCUUCUUCACAGUCAUCGUGCAGGGCUUGACCAUCAAGCCACUGGUCAAAUGGCUGAAGGUGAAGAGGAGUGAGCAUCACAAACCUACCCUGAACCAGGAGCUGCAUGAGCAUACUUUUGACCACAUUCUGGCUGCAGUGGAGGACGUUGUGGGGCACCAUGGCUACCACUACUGGAGGGACAGGUGGGAGCAGUUUGACAAGAAAUACCUGAGUCAGCUGCUGAUGCGACGGUCAGCCUACCGCAUCCGGGACCAGAUCUGGGAUGUGUACUACAGACUUAACAUCCGGGAUGCCAUCAGCUUUGUGGACCAGGGAGGCCACAUCUUGUCUUCCACAGGUCUCACUCUGCCCUCUAUGCCCAGCCGCAAUUCCGUGGCAGAAACUUCUGUCACCAACCUGCUGAGGGAGAGUGGCAGUGGAGCGUGUCUGGAUCUUCAGGUGAUUGACACGGUACGCAGCGGCCGGGAUCGCGAGGAUGCUGUGAUGCAUCAUCUGCUCUGCGGAGGCCUCUACAAGCCACGCCGUAGGUACAAAGCCAGCUGCAGUCGCCACUUCAUCUCAGAGGAUGCGCAGGAGCGGCAGGACAAGGAGGUCUUCCAGCAGAACAUGAAGCGGCGGCUGGAGUCCUUUAAAUCCACCAAGCACAACAUCUGCUUCACCAAGAGCAAGACACGACCCCGCAAGACUGGCCGCAGGAAGAAGGAUGGUGUGGCGAAUGCUGAGGCUACAAAUGGGAAACCUCGAGACCUGGGCUUUCAGGACACAGCUGCUGUGAUAUUAACCAUGGAGUCUGAGGAGGAGGAGGAGGAGAGCGACAGUUCAGAGACAGAGAAGGAGGACGAUGAGGGCAUCAUCUUUGUGGCUCGGGCCACCAGUGAGGUUCUCCAAGAGGGCAAGGUCUCAGGAAGCCUUGAGGUGUGCCCGAGCCCACGAAUCAUUCCCCCCUCCCCAACCUGUGCAGAGAAGGAGCUCCCCUGGAAGAGUGGGCAAGGGGACCUGGCAGUGUAUGUGUCCUCGGAAACCACCAAGAUUGUGCCUGUGGACAUGCAGACAGGCUGGAACCAGAGCAUGUCAUCCCUGGAGAGCCUAGCAUCUCCUCCCUGUAACCAGGCCCCAACUCUGACCUGCCUGCCUCUCCAUCCACGGGGCGCUGAAGAGCCCCAGGCCCCUCUCUAUCCGCCUUCUGAUCCACGCCCUAGCUUUGCCUUCCCCCCAAGCCUGGCCAAGGCUGGCCGCUCCCACAGUGAGAGCAGUGCUGACCUCCCCCAGCAGCAGGAGCUGCAGCCUCUUAUGGGCCACAAGGACCACACCCAUCUCAGCCCAGGCACCGCUAACUCCCACUGGUGUAUCCAGUUCAACAGAGGCAGCCGGCUGUAGCCCAGGGUCUUGGGGAGGAGCAGGUGGUAGAAUCCCUGUGGGAAAUGCUCCCUGGGCGAUGGGUAGAAUCCUUGCAACCUGACAUGAGGCCAGAGGGGUCUGGGCUGAAGUAGCAAUUGGGCUUCCUUGGGGCUGGUCACAGGGGUCACCUGAGCUGGUCCUCACAGGGGCCUUUCUCGCCACCUCCCUGCUCCUAAUCCCUGCCACCUUCCAUUUCAGUAAGGCCUCUACUCUGGCUCUGGAUUCAGUCCAGGCCUUCUAGGGGCUAGGCCCAGAGACGUGGGUUGCUGGUCCCCCUUCCCUAGUGGGUUUUCCUGGAGACUCUAUAGGCAGCUGCUCCUGCUCCGAAAGCUAGGACGUCAUUCCUCAGUGAAUGCCAGCCUUCCCUGUCCCCAUUCCCUCCCCAGCACUGGGUCAGUGGUACCCUGGCAGUGAGGCUCCGUGAGGGGCUGGCCCUCAGAGGAACUGGAGUGGGAGGUGGGGCAGGCCUUAACCUUGGGCUUUGCUGCCCUGCUGGGUCAGCUACCCAUAGUCCAUUUUUUUUUAGGGCAGUGGGAACCUCUGCUUCCAAUUCUUGCUUUAACCUCUUCCCUUUGCUGUCAGGUAUUGGGGUAAUGGUUCCUCCUUUUCUAAGACCAAGGCUGGGGUGACUGGGCUACGCUUCAGUUCAAGACUGCUGCUGAGCUGGGGUCAUUCUGGGAUCUGCUGCUCUAGGUCCAAGUCUGGACCUUUCCGAUCCUUGGGUCUGGGUUUUUUGAGAAGGGGACAUAGUGGCCUCUGGGCUGUCAUGUCACCACCUGAACAUUCCCCAGAAAAGGAACCCAGUGUCUCAGGGCCACUGCUCCAUUGCUCUGGGGGCUGGGACGUCUGGCUAAGCAGGGGCUGAUUGGGUGGCAGGUGAUUUUCCAGGGGUUAGCACCUGCCUUGUGUUUUGUACCUUGAACCUAAGAUAUAUUAAACAUCUCUCAGAUGGA